AUGUGGAAUAAUGCAGUCUCACUUAACGACAGGGAAUAUAAGCGGCUCAAAUUAAAGGCGGGAGAACUUAAUUCGCCUUAUACGUACGCCACAACAAAAUCGCGGAUUAAUGAUCAUCAAACGGGCAUAAAAGAAAUUGAUAAUAGUGCAAACGUGCAACCGUCGUCCAUUUAUGAAUCUAAAAGUCGAAGACAACUUGAUAUGACGAGUCAAGAAGUGGAAUUUCUUACUCCUGUGCAAAGAUUGUUUAGGAAGCGGGAUGCUGAUAUAAAAAAUACACGCGAUAAUGUUCAAGAAAAAAAGGCUGAACUGCAGUGUUUAGAUGAUGCGAUAGCUCGAGCGAAGCGGCAAAAUUGUGGCAAUAGAAUGAUGUGCGGAAACUGUCAUUUGCGUACAGGACAUACAAGGAGAAACUGCACAUUCGACAGUUGCAAUUCAGCGAGAUCCUGUGGUGAUAUAGACAAACACUGUGACGAAAAAGCAAGGCUUGAAACGCAUUUGAAAAGUACUAUUGACGUGCAGCAUUCUUCCAAAAAGACUCAUGAGAAAUUGGAGGAAUCUUUCGCAGCAAGAAUCGAACAGGAUAUAAUAGAUACAAAUCCUAAUUUAUACAUUCAAAACGGUAUAAAGAACUGGUCAUUGAUUCACAAGCACGUUGCUGUACUGGAAAACUUAUGCCAGGGAAAGUUGCCACGUCGAAACGAAAUACCUCAACUACUAAAGACGGGGCUAAAUAAAUGUACAAAAAAUCUUGAAAAAAGAUCGAUUCACGACAAUCCACGCAAGGAAAUCCUUAUCGACCAUGGUAUAAAAUUUCCUAAGAGAUCAAAAUUGACAGACGGUUCUUCACCGAGUUCAUUUAGUAGCAAACAAGAGCAGGAAGAUUUUGUGCUCGCUAUUGAGCUGCAAAAUGCUUUGAACCAAUCUAGCAAAAUAGAAGAAACAAAUCCAGUCACGACCCAGCCUGCAGCUACGCAGCAUUUAUUCCCUAGCGUCAAUCAGCAGAUUCACGUGUUAGUGCCUUGUGAUGGUACGAAGCAACUUUCAAAUUGGAAUCAAGAAAAUUUUGAUUCUGCAAUAAACAAUCAUACUAUUACUACAGCCGCAGGUAUCAUAAACCACGAGAACAGGGGAACUAUAAAUAUGAGGCAAACUGCUCAUGUAACUCCAAUUUCUAGUAAUAGAACUUAUCCACCUCUAGCACCCGCGGCUAAUUGUCUUGAUAUUUUAGCUCAUGCCGCCCUUUCGGAGACAAUUUCGCCCGGUUGUGAGGAAGACGAAUAUUACAGUGAUGCAUGA
Paramuricea clavata is the source of this 1299-nucleotide messenger RNA. Lineage: Eukaryota; Metazoa; Cnidaria; Anthozoa; Malacalcyonacea; Plexauridae. The record is from the annotation of a GenBank genome assembly.